Lytechinus pictus (painted urchin) is the source of this 3248-nucleotide messenger RNA. RefSeq names its product SPRY domain-containing SOCS box protein 3-like. Bases 248 to 1645 code for a protein of 465 amino acids. The record is from RefSeq and is a predicted model, not a curated record. Gene Ontology annotation, cellular component: SCF ubiquitin ligase complex. Gene Ontology annotation, molecular function: protein binding. Lineage: Eukaryota; Metazoa; Echinodermata; Echinoidea; Temnopleuroida; Toxopneustidae. The transcript is spliced from 4 exons. Gene Ontology annotation, biological process: proteasome-mediated ubiquitin-dependent protein catabolic process.
AUACAGGCGUUUCUAGAAAAUCCACGCAACACGAAUGCAAAGUGUACACGGGAUUAUUCGCGCAUUCAAACGUAGCGCCUGCAUUUCGUAUAAUUUUGUCAGGUGCACAGAAAAUCUUAGCCUAUACGGUAUAUUACAUAUGCUAUUACAUAUCAGUAGCUCCAGCGCGCUCACCAGGUAAACAAGCCGGAAACGAGGUCAAGAAAAUCGAAAUAUUUCCCCAGCGUAAACCAAAACUGGUGUUAAUAUGGAGGAAUUUAAUAAAAACAAGCGAAGCAUAACAGAACUAAGUGCGGAUGAAAAGAAAGAAGCUGAAAAUAAGGUAGAAACACCGUCAACAUCUGCGAGUACGAGUGCGAAUUCAAGUUCGACUCCACAACAACAGACCAAGACCAGCCCGAAACAGACGAAUGAUGAAGUCAUGCAACCACCGAAGAAAAGGCGAAAAGGGUCAAUUUCUCCAAGUAUAUCACCAUCAAACUCAACAUCGCCAUUGUCGGGGUCAUCGAGCAGGAGAUCCAGAGACAACUCGCCUGCCAUUGACCUUAUUGUUAAUAGUUUAAUCCGUCAGCGGCACCCGGACGGCGUCGUCGGUGGCUCGCCAACACAAACGGAAGGCCAUGGAUCGUCUACGGGAUCGGGACAGGCCUCCGACGUGAUCUCCUACAUACCACCCCCACCUCCGGCUCCGUAUCCAACCUGGCAAAGCCCGCUAAGGGGCGGCACACCACCACAGUCACUGGCACCGACCCGAAGGCAGCAUGCUGGUGUGGAGUCUGGUGUUGGGAUCUUACGAGAUGGUGCAGGCUGGCCAGGGUUUGGGAGUGAAGAAGAGAUGGGGAUGAGCUCCAGUGGAGCAGAGGAAGAUGAAAGGAACAAUAAAUAUUCCGGUUUUGAAUGGCAGUGGGAUGACAAUGCCAAGUCUAAUGCAUGCUGUCUUGCCAAGAUGAAGACUGAAGUGCGGUUUCAUCUGGACUACAGCUGUGGGACUGCAGCAGCCAGGGGGUCAGAGAACAUGAAGGACGGUCAGUUCUUCUGGGAGGUCAAGAUGGUCUCGCCGGUCUAUGGCACAGAUAUGAUGAUAGGUGUUGGUACGCAGCAAGUUGAUCUAAAUCAGUACUCCAGGGCUUUCUGUAGCAUGCUGGGACACGAGCCAAGCAGCGAGAGCUGUGGACUCUCCUACACCGGUCGCUUUCAGAAGGGAGGCAUCGGUCGUAUGUACUGCAGCAAGUUUGGCCAGGGAGCAAUCAUCGGCAUGCACCUGGACAUGUGGUUUGGAACUCUCACCUAUUACAGGAAUGGGAAACAUCUAGGUGUGGCAACCAGGAAUCUACUGGGUAAGACAUGGUAUCCCAUCGUCAGCUCUACAGCAGCCAGAUCCAGCAUGAGAUUAGUAAACACCAAGUCAUUCCCCAGCAACCUUCAGUUCUGGUGCUGCCAGGCCCUCAGGAAAGCCGUCCCGCCCGAACACAACGUUCUGGACGUGGUACCGCUCCCUCCAGGCCUCAAGAACUUUCUGGACGACAACCUGUCAUGGCUGCUCAGGGCGCACGUGGAGUGUAAGACGAAGGAAACGCAGACGGUGCUUAGCAUGAUGUCAAAGAGAUGGAAAGAGAAGAUGGACCCGGAAGAUGAGGAUGUAUGAUGUAAUGCCAUCGAAAACUUCCUUCAAAGAAGAUGAAUUAACCUUUUUGAAACAGAAAUCUAGAGAUGUCUUUAUUAAUCUUGAGAGAACUGCUAGAGUGCAGUAGUCAGUGAGUUUUGUGUCGAUGUGGAGACAAUGCUGAUGUUUUUAACUUGAUCGUGCCAAUGGUUGGUUCACAUUUUCUUGCCAUGGAAUAGAUUUUGAUAUUGUCAACCACAGCAAAUAUUCACUCAGACAUCUUUUGAGCUUUGGCAGCUUUGGUUGGGCCGACAGUAUUCUUAGAGUCGGACACUUGAAACAAGUACAAUGUGUGCUUCACUAAGCAGCUUUCAGCUGAGAGGUAUUGCAAUCAAAUGCCAGAAUUUUAUUGAUUGAUACUGACAUUCUUAAAUUGGCUAAUCAUUUUGAUUAAGCUUUACUCGGAGAAUAUAAUUGAUGGAACUUGAGAUUCACCGUCAAUAGAGGUUAUAUUUAGCUGAUCAUGUUGACUGAAUGGCAUGUGGUCAUACGUAUAUCACUUGGUCAUUAACAUGUGUAUCUAUAUGAAUCUUUUUGAAUAAGCAUUAAUCUAGCCCGCAAAACCUAAUGCAGUGCACUUUUAAAAAGUGUUGUGGACAUGCCUGGAAGAUGUUGACAGUUCCUUGAGGGGAGGGGGGGGGGUGGGUGGGUGGAGGUAUCACAUGUACAUGAGUUCAAUAUGCACUACCCUCAAGUUCUCAUAUUCAGUACUACCAACAAUGAAUAAUAUGUAUACUUUGUGGUGGUAAUUAAAACAACUACAGUAAUAAAACUUCAAAUUUUCUGCUUGAAUUCAGUCAUUACAAAUUUUUCCCCUAAAUAAUAUUGGGCUACAUUCUUCUACACACACUGUACAUACAUGUACAUAAAAUCCCCGGAGGAGGGUGGAAGAUUAUAUGAAUCAAUAUCUAUAAUUGACAAUGUCAACAAAGUCUUUAACACACUGUAUAUGGAGUCGAAUGCAAGAGUGUAAUCUGGGGAUUUAUUUAUUUCUUUCCGGCCAGUGCUUGUUGACAUUUGAAAUCGACGUACAAGUGGUUUGCGUGCAAUGGAGAUUUUUAACUCUUUGUAAUAUUUUUAUAACUCUGUACAUUUAUGAUUUAUUUUUAAUGUAAUUUAAUCGGUAUAUUUCCCUGACAAUACGAGGCCCCAAUGAAUGAAAGAAAAAAAAAAGGAAAGAAAGAAAAUGGAAUAAAAAUCGAAAAAUUUUAAGGCGUUGAUUGAGACAAAAUAGGAAAGCUAGUAGAUAAACUUUCUUGUGAGGGCUUGAGACCAGGUAAGGUUUAAAAAGUGGUCAAAGUCCUUUCAUAUUUUAUGUGUGCAAAUGUUUAUCUUUUAUUCUGUUUAUACAAAAUGGUAGGUAGUGUAUCCUUUCUCAUUAUUUUUAAAGAUAUUUUGAAUGUUUUUAAUAUCCAUCCAAAGCGUAAAAAGUGAAUAUAUGGCAAUUAUUUUGCACUACAAUUUAAUAUCAAAUGUGUACAUCUAACAUGUUUACUUCAGAUGAACAAUUUAAUACUAACACCAGCAAACAAAGCAGCUUUGUAUAUGUGGUACGCUGCAAAACAAAGAUGACAGGAUCAUUUUU